GCGGGAGAGAGCGGAGCGCGAGGCGCUAUUAAGGACCACACUGGUGCAGCGGAAUCCGGACCUCGUCGGGCCUUGGCAUUGCUGCUAGCCAGUGGGAUCCACCGACGCGCGCCCGCGCGGGCAGCCCGAGGCACCGCACGAGGGCAGGGUAACCAUGGAGGAGCCCAGGGGGGAGCCGCCCGGGGAGCAGAAGGAGGCCGAGAGCCCGACGGUCGACACGGACGGCAUCGCGCCGCUGCCCGCGAACCUCAUGCAGCGCUCGAGCGCCCAGAACCAGGAGAUGGAGGCGCACCGCGAGUUCCCGAAGUACAUGCUGCACCCGUUCGCGACGUUCCGGUCGUCCUGGGACGUGGCGACGCUCUUUUUGUUGUUCGUGGCGGCCGUGCAGAUGCCCGUGGUCGAGUGCUUCGAAGUGGCCAUGUGGACGCGGACGGGCGAGCCGAACGGGGUCAUGAUCUUCACGAUGAUCGUGGACUUCUUCUUCGUGGUGGACAUCUUCCUGAACUUUAACACCGCCGUCGAGGUCGAGCACGUCGAGGGGCGGGAGGUGCACCGGCGCCUCCUGACCGACAGGAGGGACAUCGCCACGGAAUACCUGCGGACGUGGUUCCUCGUGGACUUCGCGGCGAUCGUGCCGCUGUUGUUGGACAUCGUGGCGCUGGCGACGCCGACGAAGGCGGACAACGAGAGGCGGCGCCUCGAUAGCGACGUGAACUUCGUGCGGUACUUUAAGCUCCUCAAGUCGAUGCGACUCGUGCGGGCGCUCAAGGUCUUCAAGUUUCUGCGGAUGAACCGGGUGCUCGCGCGCCUCGAGUACACGUUCAUCAUGUCGCAGAACUACUUCCAGAUGCUGAACUUCCUCGUAAUUACACUCAUCUUCUGCCACUUCUUCGCGUGCGCGUUCUACUUCGUCGCGUCGCAGAACCGUUUUCAAGACGAUAGGUGCGCCGAGCGGGAUGCGUCCGGGAGUUGCGUGUACUACGCGCACCGCAAGGGCGACUUCCGGCCGGCGACGUGGAUCGCGCGCCACGGCAUGAACGGCCGCAGCAAGGUCGACCACUACAUCGCGUCCUUUUACUGGACGGUGAUGAUCGUGACGACGGUCGGGCUAGGAGACGUGGCCGGCGCGUCGACGGCGGAGCGCUGCCUGAGCAUCGUGGUCAUGAUCGUCGGCGCGGCCAUCUUCACGGUCGGGACGUCGUCCAUGAUUCAUUUGCGGGACCAGCUCCAGUGGAAGAAGCGCCAGUUCGCGCAGUCGAUGCACCAAUUAAAUUUAUACAUGGACGAGCACAAGAUCUCGGCGGGGUUAAGGCAGGAGAUCCGCGAGCACGCCGUGGCCAAGGCCCAGCGGUAUACGCUUACGUUGACGGAGGAGCAGCGGCUGCUCGACGGGCUGACGCUCGAGCUGCGGUCGAAGCUGACGCUGGAAAGGAACCUGCACUUCCUCGAGCAGGUGAACUUCCUCAAGGACGCCGCGGCGCCCGCGCUGCUGCGCGCGAUCGCGGCGAAACUGCACAUCGCGCACUUCAGCCCCGGCGACGUCGUGGUCCGGCAGGGCUCCGAGGCCGACGCCAUGUUCUUUUUGGUACGGGGCGCCGUCGAGGUCUUGGUGUCGGUCGGCGCGCGGCAGCGGCGCGUCGCCCUGCUCUCGCGGAACCAGUUCUUCGGCGAGGGCGCGAUGAUGGCCGAGCCGGCCAAACGCAACGCGACGAUCCGGGCCAUCAUGAUCACGGAGGCCCGGACGCUGUCGCGCGCGGACAUGUUCGACGCGGUACGGCGGUCGGAGCGCGACGUGCUCGCGGCGCUGCGCACGGCCGACCUCCUCAAGGCCCGCAGAAAGUCGUCGAGGUUCCCCUCGCUGCGGCGGCGGCGCGUCGAGCCCGCCCAGACCGGGGACUCGGCGCCGCCGACGCCCGACGAGGCCGACGCGACGUCGAACUCGCUGCUCGUGACGAUGCGCCGGACGCUGACGUCGCGCGAGGACGCGAACCAGGCGCUCUUCCGCCGGCGCAGCGACUCCUCCGAGGACGCGCCCCAGGCGGGGCCGACGCCGCCGUCGUCGCGCACGACCACGCCGCGCCGGACGCCGCGCCGGCCCAUAACGUCGUCGAUCUCGUCGACGCCGCGGCGCACGGGCCGGUCGGCGCGGUCGCACUGGAACCUGCUCCACCCGCUGCCGAACCUCGUGUCGCACGCCUGCAAGGACCCGGGCUCGCAGCGCGGCGCGCUGACGAGCGAGGGCGCCGACCUGCGCGACAACGUCUCGGCGGGCCUCGACGCGAGCGGCGCGGGCGCCGUGCAAGCCGUCGACGGGCGGCUGCGCGCGCAGUUCGAGGAGCUCCGCGCCGACCAGGCGCGCUUCCGCAAGGAGGUCCUCUCCAAACUGAGUGCGGUCGCGACGAUGCUCUCGCAGCAGGGGGCGCCCCAGGGCGUCGCGUAAUUAGAAGUUCUUAUUCUGGC
This is a messenger RNA of Pelagomonas calceolata, 2460 nucleotides long. NCBI's taxonomy places the organism in Eukaryota, Pelagophyceae, Pelagomonadales, Pelagomonadaceae. The record is from the annotation of a GenBank genome assembly.